UUAAAAAAGAAAUAAGAAAAAGAAAGAGUGUGGAAACAGAGGCAGAGAGAGGUUUCAGUAAAUUACCAAACAUGACACAGCCAUUAAGUGGUGGAAGAGGGAUUUGAACCAGGACACUCAGGUUCUGGAACCCAUGUUUGUAGCCAGUACACUGUUCUUCAGCGACAGAGAGAUGGGUCAGUUUUGGCUUGGGGAGAACCCUCUCUUGGCCCAGUCUAGGUGGUUGAUUCAGAGACACCAAAGAUUGAAACUUGUGAUAUGUUUGGAAGCACUUGUCCACUGUCUAAUAAACAGUGACACUGGUGGCAUCUUCUGGAUAGGGGCCAGCUAUGGAGCAUUUGCUUGGCACCAUCUCUGGAUUCAAACAGCAAUGUGUUUCUGGGGAAUGAGUGGCAGGUACCAUGUUGGGCCCCGAAGGUGGCAAGAAGAAACCCCUGAAGCAGCCCAAGAAACAGGUUGAGGAGAUGGAGGAGGAAGAUAAGGCAUUGAAGAAGAAACAGAAGGAGGAGCAGAAGAAACUUGAGGAACUAAAAGCGAGGGCCUCAGGGAAAGGCCCCCUGGCCACAGCUGGAAUUAAGAAAUCUGGCAAAAAUUGGUUGUGCCUGAGGCAAUGACGAUUCCAUUCCUGUAUAAACAUCUGGAUUCCCCACCAUAAUAUUUGUUGCCACUUAUAGCUAGAAUGAAGUGUUAUCUUGGAACCUAUUGUACAUUGAAGAAUAAACUUUUGUAAAAAAGAAGAAAGAAGGAAAGAAAGAAGGAAGGAAGGAACGGGGAAAAGAAGGAAGGAAGGGAGAGAGAGACAGAAAGACAGACAGAUAGACAGUAGCUCAUUUCAUUUUUUGUUCUUCUCAGCCAUUUCUACCUUAGUUAUAAGGUCUGCAUAAACCCAGCCCAGCAUCCUGCCAUAGUCUUUAUGCUAUCCUGAAUUCUAUACCACCUGGAAUUAAACCAACUCAUUUGAAAUGGAAAAAAAAAAUCAGUGUGUCAAAUCUCUGUGUUGGCCUUAGACCAGACUACUGGGGAAAUUGGCAUGAGAAGCCCCCAAGCCAGUGGCUAGUGGCAGAUAUGUCAUGGGGGCAAAUGUGCUCCUCGGGACUGCUGUUGACAAAGACUCAGAUUUAGAGAAGCCUGCCUCAGUCAGAUCAAGCUGCCACAACAAAACACCAGACUAGCACUGAGUGGGUAAACAAUAGGAAUUUAUUUCUCACAGUUCUAGAGACUAGAAGCCCAAGAUCAAUGUGCUGGCAAGGUUGGCAUCUAGUGAGGGCUCUCCCUCUUGGUUGCAGAUGGCCACCUUCUUGCUGUGUCCUCACAUGACCCUUGCUCCAUGUGUGAGGAUGAAGAGGGGGAGAGGAAGUCAGCUCCUGUAUCUCUUCCCAUAAGGACACUAAUCCCAUCCCAAAGGUCCCACCCUUAGGAUUUCAUCUAAACCUAAUUACCAUCUCUAAAUACUAUCAUAUUAAGGGUUAAGGUUUCAACAUAUGAACUCUGGGAAGACACAAUUCAGUCCAUAGCAAACACUUCUGCUCACAGCAAAGUGGCAAGAAUGAGUAGCUCCACUACUCCCCCCACAACCACAGGGCACCAGGAAGUCAACCCUUCUUUAUGCAAAGCAGGCAUAGUGACCCACACCCAGCUUUCCAGCGAGGGUGACUGGGUGGCUGCUACUGCCUUUUAGCAAGUCACAGAACCCUGGGGCAGGAGCACAGCUGAAGGAAAGAUCAUGCUAAUGACUUUCAUUGAAAAGUUACCCUGAGUCAGGCCCUAUGAUACCUUCCGUAUAUGAUCUAAUAUAAUUGUCACAGUACAUGUAUAGGGGAGGUGUUGUCACCCCCUUGUACAGGUUAAUUUGCACAAAAAUCAUGAUUGGAUUGAGUGUCUUUUAUGUGCCUAGAUAUGCUCUAUACAGCAGGAAAUAGCAGUAAACAAAACCAACCAAAUCUUUGAGCUUGCAUUUUACUGUAGAACAUGGACAAACAAAUAUAAUGCGAUCCAAUGAUGUCAACUUACAAGGAGAUUUGGAUUCCUCAAGCCCUCAUCUGAUCACCUGGAUCCAGCCAUACCUGCAGUUCCCCUGGACUUCUCAUUUAAUAAGCCUACAGUUGUUCUGCAUUUCUUUCCCCAUAAUAAAAGGGGCCCUGAUCGAAGCAAUAUUAUCCCCAUGAAAUAUCAUCCUCCAGAAGUAACUUAUCUUUGGUCACAGACCUAGUCAUGCACAAAGAUUCAAGCCCAAAUCCAACUGUGUCUAGUGGUGACGGUCUUUGAAAAAAGCUUUCAGAGUUAGGCUGAGGGAAGCAAAGUAACAAGCUCUGUGCAAGAUGUGAUUUGCAGAGCUUGAAAUCAUCCAGCAAGGCAAUCUGAUUUAAGAAGGCCCAAAUUGCAAGCAAUCUCCACAAUUUCCUGGAAUCGUCACCUUGCACCUCCCAGGGCCAGAUCGUCCAUGGACCAUGACAGUUCUGUUAUCAGGCUUGGCAGGAUGCAAGCUGUCACUACGACUGCCAGUCCAAAUAGGUGGUGAGGUACAGGAGAAGGUAAUUUUCUUCCCUCUCUCUUCCUGAGGAGCGGCUCCUCAGCUGCCAUAGGGACAACCUUGUUGGGGGUGGGAGACCCUCAGGAGAGAAAAGGGAACCAAUAUCACCAAAAACUACCAGAAGCUCAUCUUCCUUCAUUUAAUCCUAAUGCCCACCCCCCGAUUCUCAAUGGCUUUCCCAUACCUGGAGCUUUCAGGUGUUCAUAGAUGCUCCAUGACAAAGAUGGUCAAUGGCCAAGUAAGUUUUGGUGAGGCCGAGCUAAGCAACCAUGAACUGACUUCCCCACCACAGUGUUUCUCAGUGCCCUUCCUAUGCUAAUACAAACAGCAGGAAGAAAGAAAAGACAUUCCCCCAACACCGCAACUCCAGAAAGGACUUGGUGUGGGAUAAAUCUUUUUUUUGGCUUUUUAGGGCUGUACCCAUUGACA
Sus scrofa (pig) is the source of this 2959-nucleotide messenger RNA. Lineage: Eukaryota; Metazoa; Chordata; Mammalia; Artiodactyla; Suidae. The record is from RefSeq and is a predicted model, not a curated record.